UCGUACGUUGAGUUUCGAUUUCGCGAAAAUACAAAAUGAAAUUCUCGAAAAUUUUCGUUUUCGUGUUCGCUAUUGUUUUCGCCACGGCUUCGGUCUCGGCAGCUCCCGGCAACUUCUUCAAGGAUCUUGAAAAAAUGGGUCAGAGGGUUCGAGACGCCGUCAUCAGCGCGGCUCCAGCAGUCGACACCCUGGCAAAAGCAAAAGCUCUCGGACAAGGAUAGAGCUUAAAUUAUUCCACAAAAUGUAACAACAUUAAUUAUAUUGAAUAAAG
Messenger RNA from Bombyx mandarina (wild silkworm), 271 nucleotides. It is a transcript of the gene CecD, whose product is annotated as cecropin D. Gene Ontology annotation, biological process: antibacterial humoral response. Lineage: Eukaryota; Metazoa; Arthropoda; Insecta; Lepidoptera; Bombycidae. Gene Ontology annotation, cellular component: extracellular region. The record is from RefSeq and is a predicted model, not a curated record.